CCUUCGCUCUCCAGCCGCGUCCCCCUCCCGGCCGCCCGGCGCGCCCGCGGCGAUGGGCGCGCUGCUGGCGCUCUGCCUGCUCUUGGGCUGGGGCCCGGCGGGCGCCCAGCAGCCCGGAGAGUACUGCCACGGCUGGGUGGACGUGCAGGGCAACUACCACGAGGGUUUCCAGUGCCCGGAGGACUUCGACACGCUGGACGCCACCAUCUGCUGCGGCUCCUGCGCGCUGCGCUACUGCUGCGCCGCGGCCGACGCCAGGCUGGAGCAGGGCGGCUGCACUAACGACCGCGGCGAGCUGGAGCACCCGGGCAUCACGGCGCAGCCCGUCUACGUUCCCUUCCUGAUUGUCGGCUGCAUCUUCAUUGCCUUCAUCAUCCUAGGCUCUCUGGUGGCUGUUUACUGCUGCACCUGCUUGAGGCCUAAGGAGCCCUCUCAGCAGCCAAUCCGCUUCUCGCUCCGCAGCUAUCAGACGGAGACCCUCCCCAUGAUCUUGACUUCUGCGAACCUCAGGGCACCUUCCAGGCAGUCCAGCACGGCCACCAGCUCCAGCUCCACGGGGGGCUCCAUCCGAAGGUUCUCCUUUGCCCGGGCAGAGCCAGGCUGCCUGGUUCCCUCUCCGCCCCCACCUUACACCACAGGCCACCCAAUCCACUUGACCCAGCCGUCCGGCUUCCUGGUGUCGCCCCAGUACUUCGCUUACCCGCUCCAGCAGGAGCCCCCACUGCCCGGGAAGAGCUGUCCAGACUUCAGUUCCAGUUGACAGGCCGUGGCUGCAGAUGCAUCAUCUGGAGCAGUGGCGCACCUGUGGAUGCUGCCGCCAUGGCCACCAGGAAUCCCAAGACAGUUUCACUUGGACCAGCGACGUCAUGGAGGAAAGCGCGAGGAAAACACAGCGCCUCUUAGUCUUGAGGUUCCUGGCUGCAGUCACAGAAUGGCUGUGUUAAGAAAAUUGCUUUCUGGCUUUGAAAGCAUGGUGACUAUUACAUUUCAACUUAUGCUACUUUUAUUCAAAAUAUGCAGUAGUCCAACUUGAAAGUUACAAGUCAGCUGAAGCUGUUAUAUUGGACAACUCAGCUAUCCUACAUAGGCCUAUCUGUUCUUUUUUCAUUAUAAGUUCUUUAGUGAGUGAUAAUACAAAUAUAUACAUAAGUAAGCAAAGAAAUUGUACCUGAUUGUAAUUAUCGAAGGUUCAUUUAAAAAAUUAACUGCUAAGUAAACUGAAGAGACAGUGAACAGCCUGUUUAUAAUUUGGGGAGCAACUUAACUGGGAAUAACAUUAGCAUCAUGACAACAGUUAUUUUUUAAAUCAAUGGCUAAAUUUUGUUGAAAUAUAAGAGUGUCUUCAGAAAAGAAGAUUUCAAUAACUGCAUGAGAAAUUUAACAUUUUAAAUAUUUACUUAGAUAUUCAUUGUAACAGAGAUCUUAUGUAAAAGCAUUUCCCCCACCUGCCCAAGGGAAUAUUUAUUGCAGACGUUUUGUUCAGCAACAUUUAGUGUUUAAAUCAAAGUUGAACAGUUGGGUCUUAAAACAUUUAUUUGUAAAAUGAGUUAUGUACAAAUGUAAAGAUUUGUAAUUUAAUGUAUUUACUACACUGAUGGUACUAAUUAUUUAGUAGUCACACUGUAAUUUUUUAUGUUAAUAAUAAGCGUGGAGUUCAAAGUCCAGCUUUAACUAUAAUCUUCUGAUAUUAUGUAUCUUAAGUGCCACUGAGUUCCAUGUCUGAUGACUAAAUAUUUGGGCAUAUAUCCUGCUGGAUUAGAAUGAAUAAAAUGCUUUAUGCUUUCAUGA
Messenger RNA from Odocoileus virginianus texanus, 1788 nucleotides. It is a transcript of the gene SHISA3, whose product is annotated as shisa family member 3. NCBI's taxonomy places the organism in Eukaryota, Metazoa, Chordata, Mammalia, Artiodactyla, Cervidae. The record is from RefSeq and is a predicted model, not a curated record.